UAAAGGGGGCUUUCCUCAUCCUGGACGCUGGGAUCGCUUUAAAUGGCUGAUGGAGUAAGAGGGGAGGGAUAACGGCGCUGUGUAGGACUCCGAGCGCGCGCGGCUCACCAUCAUCAUCAUCAUCAUCAUUAUCCUCCUCAUCAUCAUCACCACCAGCCUCCGCUCAGUGGACAUCACGGCCAGCAGCUCGGCUCCUGUCUGAGCUCCAGCGCGCAAAACACUUCGUCAUUUCUCCUCUAAGCAGCCUCGAUCACAGCACACCCGACUACAACAUGUGGAUUUAUAAGCUCCUGCUUUGCCUUUCUGUCCUGCUUUACUCGGAAAGCAAGAGGCAUGCGCUUCAGGACUACCAGAAGACUGACGGGGUUCGUCUGGUUGCUCCGCCUGACUCCUCCUACAUGAUGAAAAGCAAGAAGAUGAGUUUGGGGAAGUGUGUGCGCCGCUGCAGCCGCAACAGAAAACUCCCUUUCACCUGCAGAGCUUUCAUGUUUGAUCAGAAUGGCACGAAGUGUCAUUUACUCUCCUUCGACAGCCUCACAGUGGGCGUCCAUGCCGUGACUGACUUCAGCUUUGACCUUUACGAAAAAAAAGACUUUGUAAGAGAGUGCAUAAUCGGCACAGGCCUGAAUUACAAAGGGAGGAGAUCAGUGACCGAGAGUGGUGUUGAGUGCCAGAACUGGGAUCUGAACACACCACAUGAACAUCACUUCUUACCCCGGCGGCAUAAGCAGAAGGACCUUCGGGGGAACUUGUGCCGGAACCCAGACAAUAGCACUACGGGUCCGUGGUGUUUUACCAAGAACCCCAGCAUACGCUAUCAAAACUGCAACAUUCCCCAGUGCUCACAAGUGGAAUGUAUGAUGUGUAAUGGAGAAAGCUACCGCGGGCCCAUGGACCACACGGAGAGUGGCAGAGAGUGCCAGCGCUGGGACUUAGAUGAACCUCACAAACAUCUCUUCCAUCCCAAAAGGUACCCAGAUAAAGGACUUAAGGAUAACUUCUGCAGGAACCCAGACGGACGCCAGAGACCCUGGUGCUUCACUACCGAUCCUGACACUCCGUGGGAGUACUGCGAUGUCAAACAGUGUGAAUCUGACAGUCACAAUGAUGUUGAAACAACUACGACAUGUUUCCGGGGGAAUGGGGAAGGAUAUCGUGGGACGGUCGCAGUCCCUAAGGAUGGUUUGACUUGUCAAAGAUGGGAUACCCAGUUUCCACAUUCGCACUCCUUUACACCACAGAAUUACCGCUGCAAGGACCUGAGGGAGAACUACUGCAGGAAUCCCGAUGGCCGUGAUGCUCCGUGGUGCUUCACUACGGACCCUAACGUGCCUUGGGUCUUUUGCACAAGCAUCCCAGGCUGUGAAGCGAUAACAGCUGAACCUGAUGAGUGUUACACAGGAAUUGGUGAGAUGUACAGAGGGAGGCAGAUGAAGACUCGUUCAGGCAUCCCCUGUGCACCAUGGAACGACCAUACUGAGAGGAAAGCCAGAGACAUGCUGACCCAGAAUGAUGAACUGGAAGGUAAUUUCUGCAGGAAUCCAGACAAGGACAAACAUGGGCCAUGGUGCUACACCAACAGCUCCCUCAUCCCCUGGGAUUACUGUACAGUCAAGCGCUGUGAAUUACAGAACAGUCUACCACGAAAAGCUGAAGCCUCGGGCGUCUCCUGUUUUGUCCAUAAGCAAGUGAGGAUAGUGGGUGGUGGCCCCAUUCCGAUUAAAGAGGGCAGUUGGAUGGUCAGCAUUCAGAAAGGGGCUGCUCACUCAUGCGGAGGCUCGCUGGUCCGUGAGGAGUGGGUGCUGACGGACAGAGAGUGCUUCUCUUCAUGUGUUCCUGAUCUGUCUGAGUACAGAGUAUGGCUUGAUUGUGCGCAUCUGAAUGAGUCUGGAGAGAACACUUGGAGAAGGCAGGAAAGGAGGAUUGCUCAUGUUGUCUGUGGCCCCGAAGGCUCAGGACUCGCCCUGCUACAACUGGCACAGCCUGCUCUCAUCACCGAGCAUGUGAGGAGGAUUCAGCUGCCUGUAGCUGGCUGUACCAUUGCAGAAGGCACUGUGUGUUCAACGUACGGCUGGGGGGAAACUAAAGGCACAGGACAUGAAGGCACACUUAAGAGUGUUCAGCUGCCCAUUGUUAGCAAUGAACGCUGCCAACAGUUACACAGAGGAACGCUACAGAUCACUGAUGCUAAAGUGUGCGCUGGCGGGAAGAGAGAUGAAGGAGUGUGUGAGAAAGACUAUGGUGGACCACUGGUGUGUCAGGAAAAGGACAGUAAGGUGAUAGUGGGAGUGAGUAUCCACGGCAGAGGAUGUGCCCGACACAACCGGCCAGGUAUCUUCGUCAGCGUGGCCCAGUAUACAGGAUGGAUACACAAGGUGUUCAAAACAUACCCAAAUUCAGACUAUAAUUAUUAAUUCCGAGCUUUAGUAAGACAGGAACUGGAACUGAGCAGUCCUGAGGAUCCAAAACAUUGGAGACAAAAAUCAAGGUGACCCACAUUAGUGACUUCACAACUCGCACGUACAUUCAACUGUGUCCGAAAAUGUGAAAACUGGGACGACAUCUGAAAAUAGAACCUGACUAUGUUCUGAUUUCAUAAAAAAAAAGUGAAGGUGAUAUGGCUGGAUUUCAUUCAAUUCCAUGUGUAUUGUUGUAAAAGUUGAAAGAAACGGUACGAAGGCCAGCUGCCUAAACCCUGAUCAAGGACGAGCUUUGUGACUCUUUAUAUGGAUUGUGGAAAUUAUUAUAAAUUUCAAAGCCAUGUUUGGGAAAAAUGUCUCCCCCCCCCAAAAAAAAAAUCUGUGGAUGAUUUGUGAAUGUUGUGUACACAAGAAUGACAAAGAAGAGCGGAGAAACUGUUUCUCUGGGAAUUGAUUUAGAUCAUAAGGAAAGAUACAGAUCUGAAGCGAUUGUAGAAUCUUUGGCCCAAACUAUCAAGCAAAUAUUCUUUCUCAGCUUAAACAAAUAUAUGGACAGAACAAAGAUUUGUCGAUUUAUACAUUCGUAUUGUACAUCUCGGCUCUAAACCUACCCCGCAGUAUUAUCUGUUACAAAAAGGUGUGCAUAAUAUAUGUGUAAAAUAUGUGUACAGUAGUAUUAAUUCAAGGCUUUUUUGUUUUUUUUUUACUUUUAUGCUCCUGAUAAUACUUGAAUUCACACACAUCCAACAAAACACUGUCUGAUCCGAUCGCACAUCCUCAAGUCAUGUAUUGAAGGUUCGGUUUGCUUUACGUAGGUGUGUAUGUCAUGCUCAGUGAACUCUGUAGAUGUUCUAACAUGUUAAUGUAUCCCCAACAUAUGCUGUGUUUGAAUUAUUAUCAGAAGCCAUAGAAGGGUUAUGUGUUGUAAAUACUGUAGUCAUCACUCCCGAUGCUUGGGUAGGUCUCAUAGACCUUUUAUGGAGGUUGUAAAAUAUUAUGGGUCUUUGUGUGUGUGUGUGUGUGUGUGUGUGUGUGGUGUGUGGUGUGUGUAUUCUUGGCAUAAUCUUGAUCACUAGACAUUAUUGCCAAUAAAAAUGUUGAAAGCAUGCUGGGAUCAAAAAGAGAGUAGAUGCUAAAUUUAGUUCUAUUUUGUAGUUAUUAUCAGCUGACCUCUUCAAGAGUUUGUGUGUAUGUCAGGGGGCAUAAGUCAGAGUUGUUUGUCAACCAUGCUGCUGGCAGGAUGCAGCUCUGCAGGACAGAGUGUGUGUGUUUGUGUGUGUCUGCAGUUGUCUGUGUGUGCAAGGUAUAUAUAUUGAUCAAGAGGAAAUAAAUAUACAGCAUUUUUGACCCCAUGGGAACAGUAGCCAGGUCCCCACAAGCAUUGGAAUAUCUGGUUUUGUCCUUGUGGGGACAUUUGGCUGGUCCCCACAAGAUUUUAUUGUGUGUUACAAAAAUUCCAGCUACAAAAGUCCAAAUUUCAUUUUGGUGACUGAAUUUAUAAUUAGGGUAGGACUUAGGUGUAGAAAUAGCAUUAAUUAGCUGCAUAAUUAAUUAUGUCAAUGGAAGGUCCUCACUAUGAUAUGACAGAUGUGUGUGUGUGUGUGUGUG
Messenger RNA from Hemibagrus wyckioides, 4028 nucleotides. It is a transcript of the gene hgfb, whose product is annotated as hepatocyte growth factor b. Gene Ontology annotation, biological process: proteolysis. The coding region runs from base 273 to 2414 and encodes 713 amino acids. Gene Ontology annotation, molecular function: signaling receptor binding; serine-type endopeptidase activity. The transcript is spliced from 18 exons. The record is from RefSeq and is a predicted model, not a curated record. Lineage: Eukaryota; Metazoa; Chordata; Actinopteri; Siluriformes; Bagridae.